Messenger RNA from Polychytrium aggregatum, 1759 nucleotides. RefSeq names its product A/G-specific adenine DNA glycosylase-like protein. Bases 15 to 1727 code for a protein of 570 amino acids. Gene Ontology annotation, molecular function: oxidized purine DNA binding; 4 iron, 4 sulfur cluster binding; adenine/guanine mispair binding. The transcript has 10 exons. Gene Ontology annotation, biological process: base-excision repair; mismatch repair. The record is from RefSeq and is a predicted model, not a curated record. NCBI's taxonomy places the organism in Eukaryota, Fungi, Chytridiomycota, Chytridiomycetes, Polychytriales. Gene Ontology annotation, cellular component: nucleus.
GUCGGCUCUGGCCAAUGGACGAUCUUUGGCUCGGCGAGCGAGCGCCACACGACGACGGAAAAAGCCGCUCGACCCAGUCCAGCCCAGCCCGGCUUUCUUCCGCGUUGACCAUUUCGCAGGAGAAGCGCCGCAAGAUCGGGUCGUCGAUGGGGCUCCUCGAGGAAGUCAAGGCCGUGCUGGAAUCGGGCAAGCAGCGGGCGCACGCCAAGGACUACCAUGGAUUUCGAUCGGAGAGCGAGCUCGAGCUGAUCCGGAAGGCCAUGCUCGACUGGUACGAUGCCAACCAGAGAGCUCUGCCUUGGCGGACGCCAUCGAGUAUCCAGCACCCAAAGUCCGAUGAAGAACUCGCUCAGCGUGCAUACGAAGUCUGGAUCAGCGAAAUAAUGCUGCAGCAGACCCAGGUCAGCACAGUUAUUCCAUACUAUGAGAAGUGGCUGUCUAAAUGGCCCACCGUCUUUGAUCUCGCCAAGGCGGCACUGGAGGAUGUCCACGGCGUCUGGGCGGGGCUGGGGUACUAUUCUCGAGCCCAGCGGCUGCAUGAAGGAGCCAAGAAGGUCGCGGACGAACUGGCCGGCAAACUUCCCGAGACUGCGACUGAAUUGGAGAAGCUGAUUCCAGGCAUCGGGCCCUAUACUGCCGGGGCCAUAUCGUCGAUCGCAUACAAUCAACCAGCUGCUCUCGUCGACGGCAACGUUGUCCGAGUCCUGUCGAGGCUUCGAGCAAUCGGAGGCGAUCCCAAAGCCAAGGCUGCGAGUGCUCUGCACUGGGACCUCGCCCGCAAGCUCCUAGAUCCGGGUCGACCGGGCCACUUCAACCAAGCGCUGAUGGAUCUAGGUGCCACUGUCUGCACUCCAAAGAACCCGGCAUGCGGCAGCUGUCCAGUGAAGGAGUAUUGCCUUGCUUUGGCAGAGCAAAAGGCAGCCAAGAGCCUUGCAGGUGCAAAGUUUAUCAAGGGUGGCCGCAAGGGCAAGAGUACGGACCAAAACAUCUCGGAUCCGUGCGAUCUCUGCUUGCCCGUGGAAAUCGAGGAGUGCAACGUUAUGCUGUAUCCCAACAAGCCGAAGCGUGCUGAGAAGCGAGUCGAGGAGUGCUGGGUAUCGAUUGUCGAGUGCGCCAAGGGAACAUCCGUGGCACCCAAGUAUCUGCUCGUUCAGCGACCACCAACGGGCCUCUUGGCGAAUCUGUGGGAUUAUCCGACGAUCCAGCUCGAUGUACCCCGGCCAGAUGACAAAUCGUGCCGCCGACUGAUGGACGAGUACCUCCACGAUCGGCUCCGGAACAACUUUCGGGUGGUCUCGCGGACGAUGUGUGGCGAGACCGAGCACAUCUUCUCGCACAUUCGGCGGACGAUGGUUGUGGAGCAUCUUGUCGUCGAGCUGGAGCCACAAAGCACCCACGAGGCCAGCGACGAUGCCGGUGGGAGGACGGAGAACCCCGACUCUGGGACACAGUCGCCCACCACCGCAUCCGAUGACAAGGCCUGGAGUGCCCCGUGUGUCUGGGCCACAGAAGACGAGAUCAAGGAGCAGAUCUAUCCCUCGCCCGCGACUCUGAAGAAGGCCUGGCAGAUGCUGCAGCGUCCGGCCAAGGGGAGCCGGCGGACCUCUGCCAGGACUGGCGAGGACAGCGGCUCCAAACUGAAGCAACCGACGCUGAUGGCGCUGCUGAAGCGCAAGCGCAAGACCGGCGACGAGGAUGGCGACAGCGAUGACGAAUACACACCAUAAAUUCGACAGCCCUCGCUCGGAAGAUAUCUCGC